Messenger RNA from Didymodactylos carnosus, 453 nucleotides. NCBI's taxonomy places the organism in Eukaryota, Metazoa, Rotifera, Eurotatoria, Philodinida, Philodinidae. The record is from the annotation of a GenBank genome assembly.
AUGAGUUAUUUUAAACUAGAAAAAUAUCAUGAGGCGUUAGAUUAUGCAUUGAAAACAAUCAAAUUAUUAUUACAACCGAAAGAGUCAACAACAAAUACAGAGCAAUUAACAACAAAUAAUUUAUCGUUUUUAAAACAACAAACUGGUUUGAUGCAAAAAGAUGUGAAGCAAUCCACUCUUGUGGGUGAUCAAAAAGUUAUUUCAGAAACAUACAGAUUCAUUGGUGAUAUAUAUGAAAAAUUAGAUAAAAAUGAACAGGCUAUAUCAAAUUAUGAAGAUUCGUUGAAAAUAAGUGAAAAUCUUACUCCGAUAUACCAAUCUGAAACCGUAAUCACAUACACAAAAUUAGCACAAAUUUAUCGAAAAAUGAAUUGUCGUGAUGGUGAAGCAAUGAAUUAUUAUACAAAAGCACUAAAACUAUUGAGAAGACUCUAUUUAACAAUCGAUGGAUAA